This is a messenger RNA of Loxodonta africana (African savanna elephant), 1943 nucleotides long. It is a transcript of the gene PLEKHB1, whose product is annotated as pleckstrin homology domain containing B1. Gene Ontology annotation, biological process: regulation of cell differentiation. The coding region runs from base 107 to 781 and encodes 224 amino acids. NCBI's taxonomy places the organism in Eukaryota, Metazoa, Chordata, Mammalia, Proboscidea, Elephantidae. The transcript is spliced from 8 exons. The record is from RefSeq and is a predicted model, not a curated record. Gene Ontology annotation, cellular component: membrane.
CGGGUUGGUGGCUGCAGCAUCAAGCAGCCUCCGCAGUGGCAACAUCAUCCACAACAGGUGUAGACAGGUCCCACCUGACUCUGCCCUGGAAAGUCCUUUUGAAGAAAUGGCCCUGGUGAGGGGCGGCUGGCUGUGGAGACAGAGCUCCAUCCUCCGCCGCUGGAAGCGGAACUGGUUUGCCCUGUGGCUGGAUGGAACCCUCGGCUACUAUCACGAUGAGACCGCGCAGGAUGAAGAGGACCGUGUGCUCAUCCACUUCAACGUCCGUGAUGUGAAGGUCGGCCAAGAGUGCCAUGACGUGCAGCCCCCGGAGGGCCGGAGCCGAGAUGGCCUGCUGACCGUGCACCUUCGGGACGGCUCCCGCCUGCACCUGUGUGCGGAGACCCCGGAUGAUGCCAUAGCAUGGAAGACAGCACUGAUGGAGGCGAACUCCACCCCGGCCCCAGCUGGAGCCACAGUCCCUCCCAGGAGCCGCCGGGUUUGCCCCAAGGUCAGGUGUGUGACCCGCUCGUGGAACCCCUGUAAGGUUGAGAGGCGGAUCUGGGUGCGCGUCUACAGCCCGUACCAGGACUACUACGAGGUGGUGCCACCAAAUGCGCACGAAGCCACGUAUGUCCGCAGCUACUAUGGGCCGCCCUAUGCCGGCCCCGGCGUGACGCACGUGGUAAUGCGGGAGGAUCCUUGCUACAGCGCGGGUGCCCCGCUGGCCAUGGGCAUGCUCGCGGGGGCCGCCACGGGCGCAGCGCUCGGCUCGCUCAUGUGGUCGCCCUGCUGGUUCUGAGCCCUGGGACUCAGCGCGGAACCCUGACCUGCCUCUGCGUGGACCGCUAGACCCCUCUUUUUCCUAGAUCCCACUUUCCAUCCCCGCAGCGACCCACAUUCCAAUCCCUGCUCCGGGAAUUGGCCCCUUCUUUUUUCCUUCCCUACCCCCUCCUAGAAGCUUGGACCACCGCCUCCUCCCCCUUCCCCCACACACAAAGAAGCUGUCGUUCACAGGCACCAUCAUCUCCCAAAACUCUCCUACCUACUGCCAGACAGCCUAGAAAUCCCUUAAGGAAACAUAUGGCUGUAUUUCCCCCGUACACACUAGGGCGCAACAAACAUAACUCAUUUGGCUUCAACUUCUCCAGGCGCUGGGGACAUGCUCCCUCCUCCGGGAGCUGCAGGCCUGGUGGGAAAAACAGAAGUAAACACACUUGACAAGUGAGUCGUCGGCCCUUUAACAGGGAUGUAUGGAGGCAGGGAGCGAGGCAGGUAGGCUAUGAGUACUGUCGUAGAUAAGGGUGCAGAGCCGUGAACGUCAUGGCAUGUCCUGGGAAUUAAGAGGGAGUUCAGCUGGGCUGGGAUAGGCCUCCAGGCUAAAGAGCUUGCUGGGUAAGGAGGAUCCGAGAGCUUUCUAUGGAAGGUUGUUUCAUGAUUGCAUCUAUUAUGUAUUGCCUGUUUAAUUAAUACUGACACAUACUGAUACACAAACCACACCCCCAGUUUAUUCCACCCUUCUCACCACCAGUUUCCUGGGUCCUCUGUUCCUUCAGUGCUCAGAGCUGUUUGGGACCUCCAGCCCUACCUAUGAAGUUGCUUCCAUCAGGAGAUGACUUUCUAGUUCCCAGAGCCUGGCCAUCUGUCCAUAGCUGUGGCUGUUACCAUCUCAGGCUUAGUCUCUUCCUUCACUCUAGGAAACAUGGAGGUGUUCCUUUGGGAGAAUGGCAGUGUUCACCUCUGGGGCUUGAUCCACCUUUCCCCAGCCCAGGAGGUCCCAUGUGUGCCUAAUGUAGGUGGCCCAGCAGUCCAUUUUGUCACCUCCCAGUCCCAUCCCCCAUCCUGUCCCCACCACCAGUAGAAGUGCUAACAUACCUGCCCAGUAGCCAGAGUAGUCUACUAAAGAUUUUCUGUAGACGGGGGCUCCACCGGCUCUGCUGCAGAGACUAAUAAAGGUGUGGUUG